UAAAAAUCUUCCCUUUAGCAACUACAACAAAGGGGAUUCACAUAUUAUUCUUAGAAACCAGAAUCUAUUCUCUCUCUCUGCUCCAUAUCACCCUCCGCAUCUUUCAUCAGCAACUCUAUCCUUCCCAGGUCUAUAUUUGGAUGGGUGAUGGGAAAAUUGGGUGCAUCUUGACCAAAGUUUGAAUCUUGCCUCACAAAUCUCAAUCACUUUAGGGUUGUAUUCUGCAGAGCCCAGGCGCAUUUGCUGGCGUAAAUAAUAGCUUAUUAAAAAAUUAUAUAGAUCAGGGGGGAUUGUAGAUAUUGCUGCUUUGUUUAAACAUGGUGAUGGUGGAGUCGAUCGCAACAACUUCGCUUCUCGGACACCACCCUUUGUGUGGAAGGAUUUCUGCUCGGGAUGUCUCCUGCAAACAGAAAUCUUCGACUAACUGCCGCUUUCCUUCCAAAGAAUUUAUCGGUAAAAGGAUUGUUCUCUGUCCUUUGCCAAUAUUUGGAGUUGAAAGGUUCACUGAUUCAUCCAUUAAGAGUCUUGCGAUGGAGCUUACGAAAGAGGUUCAUGCAUAUAGAGAUGAAGGGAGAAAACCGAGGAAUUGGAAUUAUCAACUUGAUACUAGUGUAGAGCGAAAGCCUGCCUUAUGGCCGCCGGAGAACAGAGCCGACAAUCCUUCGUUACAUAAUCCGUUGCUUCGACAAGAAAGGAUGGGUUGUGGUUGGUUAGGCGCUUUAUUUGAAUGGGAAGGUGUUAUAAUUGAAGAUAGCCACCAGCCCGAGAAGCAAGCCUGGCUGGCUCUUGCAGAGGAAGAAGGAAAAUCUCCUCCCCCUGCCUUUAUCCUUAGAAGAAUAGAAGGUAUGAAGAAUGAGCAAGCGAUUUCCGAGGUUUUGUGCUGGUCAAGAGACCCGGCUCAAUUAAGAAGAAUGGCUGCAAGGAAGGAAAAUAUUUACCAAGCUUUGCAAGGUGGGAUAUAUAGAUUACGUGAUGGUUCCCAAGAGUUUGUAAAUACCUUGACGCGUUAUAAGAUACCAAUGGCGUUGGUUUCUACCCGACCGAGAAAAGUUCUCGAGGCUGCAGUCCGAGCCAUCGGGAUGGAAGGGUUCUUCAGCGUCAUUGUUGCAGCAGAAGAUGUUCAUCGGGGUAAACCAGAUCCCGAAAUGUUUGUUUAUGCUGCACAGCUUCUGCAGUUCAUACCCGAGCGCUGCAUUGUGUUUGGGAACUCUAAUCAGACGGUUGAAGCUGCCCAUGAUGCGCGGAUGAAGUGUGUGGCUGUUGCUAGCAAGCAUCCAGUAUAUGAGCUUGGGGCGGCAGAUUUGGUGGUGAACCAUUUACACGAGCUUUCGGUUGUUGAUCUGAAGAACCUUGCCGAUAUAGAGUCAGCUGAUUUUGGUUCCGAAGAGCCUGAGUUGGAGAUGGAAGAAGAAGAGUAUCGGCCAUCGGCCUCGAUUGCAGUAGAUGAUAUCUUCUGGUAAUCCUCAAAAGAACUGUACAUUCAUAUGAUUCCUGGCGGUAAGGGUCAUAGUGGCCCUGAUAUGUAUAAAAAAGAAAGGGAAAGUAGGAAAUGGGGAAGGUGGUCUGCAUUGGACUACUUUUAA
Hibiscus syriacus is the source of this 1583-nucleotide messenger RNA. RefSeq names its product 5-amino-6-(5-phospho-D-ribitylamino)uracil phosphatase, chloroplastic-like. Lineage: Eukaryota; Viridiplantae; Streptophyta; Magnoliopsida; Malvales; Malvaceae. The transcript is spliced from 2 exons. The record is from RefSeq and is a predicted model, not a curated record. The coding region runs from base 318 to 1460 and encodes 380 amino acids.